Molecule: messenger RNA, 913 nt
Organism: Meira miltonrushii
Lineage: Eukaryota; Fungi; Basidiomycota; Exobasidiomycetes; Exobasidiales; Brachybasidiaceae
Exons: 2
Source: RefSeq, a predicted model, not a curated record
AUGGGGAGCGAUCAAUAUCCUCUGGUAGCCUUCUCUCCUCGAGCACCUGCAGGCAUCGGUGCGAGCGAUCAUACUCAUCACGAUGAUUUCAGUCAUAGAUCGUGCUCUGCUUCAGGCUGUUUGCUUGGCUCUUACGAUUUGCAGGGGAAUGACAAUGAUGAUCUGGGAGCUGAUGAACUGCUUGGUCUUGGUCCGGGUCAUGCUCCGCUUUUAGGAAUCGAAGAUGGCUCUACAAAGAACGGGCAAGAAACCUCUCGAACGGAAAGGCUCGAGGAUCAGGUCCGAGCAAAAGAGCUGAAGGACGCAUCAUCUUCAUGGUCCUCUCCUACCGUAGUGACCACGCAAAUCGCUAUCCUCUUCUUCUUUGCAGUUUGUUGUGGAUUGUUGUACAUCGGAAGUCUAGAAUAUAGACGACAAAGUGCUGUUGAGAUUAGCCAAAUGGUAAAGAAUAUGGCCUGGCAGCCUGUACCUCAUACCCAUGUGUCGCCAUCCAUUCCAUCAAUUGACGUGAAAAAGGUAACCUUUACCGAGACAGCUCCUGACAAGCCGCUUACCAGUUCGAGCUCGGCCAUCGAUCAAAAUGCCAUUUCAAACACUACGUUGGGCGAAGCAAGUGUAUCCGCCGCAACGAGAAGGCGAAGACACGGAAAGAGAGCCGGCAAUGCUGUUGCUCAACGUGCAUCCAAAAAAGUGACAGAGAAGAAAGAUGCGGUCGAUGUUGAAAAAGAUAGCGGAAGUGUGGAUGGCAAAGAAAAGCAUACCGCCGGUACGGGAGGCUCUGCGCUUCAAGAAGUAAGCAAGGGUAGCAGAGAAGAAGAAGAAAGCGUCCAAGUUGUCGAAAAGACAAUUGCAAACGUUGCUGGCCCUGUCACCUUGGAAGCGGAUGGAGGAUCGAAAGUUGCUUUGAGCAACG